ACUUCACUUGCCGUUCAUGGCUACGUGUCCGCCCGCCGUCGGCUACGUUAAAUCCCGCUCGGCUCGUAGGAACCAGGCAGCGGGAAGUCAGCGGGGAACACAGCCGCGUUUCGGGUUAGCAGCUCGGUCCAGAUAUGGGGGAAAUAGUCCUACCGAGGCGCAUGUUCCUCUGGAGCAUGUCGCUCAUCUAUUUGGCCGCCUUUGUGUCCCUGUAUGUGCAGAUACCAGGUCUCUAUGGUAACGAUGGGCUGUUGCCGGCUCGUUGGCAGCUGCCAUACAGCGGUAAGACCCUCGACGAGCAGCUGCUGUCCUCUCCCACCCUGCUGUGGCUCGGACCUCGGCUCGGCCUGGACACACACACUGCCAUGGAGCUGCUGUGUCUCAUCGGGGCGGCGCUGAGCCUCGCCGCCAUGCUGGUGGAGGCUCUGCGAGACAGCGUGGUUUUUUUCUGCCUCUGGGCCUUGUACCUGUCCAUGUACCAGGUGGGCCAGGUGUUCCUCUACUUCCAGUGGGACAACCUGCUCCUAGAGACCGGGUUCCUCUGUAUCCUCGUUGCUCCACUGACAAUAAUCCGAGGGUCACGAGGGGUCAGGGAGCACGAUCGCGUGACCUUCUGGCUGACCCGCUGGCUUCUCUUCCGGCUCAUGUUUGCCUCUGGUGUGGUGAAGCUCACAUCGCGCUGUCCCACGUGGUGGGGCCUGACAGCUUUGACGUAUCACUAUGAGACUCAGUGUAUUCCCACUCCUCUGGCCUGGUUUGCCCACCAUUUGCCCAUGUGGUGGCAGAAGUUCAGCGUGGUGGGAACCUUUGUCAUCGAGAUCGCUGUACCUUUUUUGUUCUUCAGUCCUCUACGUCGGCUCAGACUCGGCUCUUUUUACUUGCAGGUGCUGCUGCAGGCGCUCAUCAUCUUGUCCGGAAACUACAACUUCUUCAACCUGCUGACAUUGGCGCUCAGCCUGUCACUGCUGGAUGAUCAGCAUGUACUAUUCUGGCUACGCAGAGCAGACACGGCCGACAACAAUAAGUCCAGACUGUGGUCGUGGCUGUGUUAUCUGGUGGAACUGGCAGUUUGGUCCCUCAUAGUCUUUGGAUCAAUUAUAUGCUUUGAUCUGAAGAUGGAUACCGCGAAGAAUGCCAUCUCCUCCAGGACAGCAGUCACAUAUCACCAGUUUAACCAGUUUCUGAAGACUGUCACAAUCCCCUCUAUCUGGAUUGGGGUUCUCUCUCUCACCUGGGAAAUGAUAACAGCGAUGUUCAGGUGUGCAUGCGUCUCUGGUUUCCUGAAGAGGUUUUGUGGCACUGUUCAGUGGACUGUGAUCGCUGCUGCUGCUGCUGCCAUGUUCACUGUCAGUCUGGUGCCCUACACCUAUAUGGAGCAUGACUCUCAUGCCAGGUUGUGGCCAGGAGUGCGUCGGACCUAUGAGCUUGUGGAUCGCUACCAGCUGGUCAACUCGUACGGCCUCUUCAGAAGAAUGACAGGUGUUGGCGGGCGGCCAGAAGUGGUCAUCGAGGGAAGCCAUGAUGGAAUCACGUGGACGGAGAUUGAGUUCAUGUAUAAGCCCGGGAACCUAAGUGCACCUCCCGCUGUGGUGACACCUCACCAGCCCAGGUUGGACUGGCAGAUGUGGUUUGCGGCCCUUGGGCCUCACACACAGGCUCCGUGGUUCACCAGCCUCAUGUACAGACUGCUGCAGGGAAAGAGAGAUGUGAUCGAGUUGAUUCAGACGGAUGUGUCUCAGUAUCCGUUCCACCAGCAGCCUCCUGCCUACGUCCGAGCUCAUCGCUACAGAUACUGGUUCACUCAACCCAAAGCUGAUGGUUCUUACCCACAGCGCUGGUGGAGGAGGGUCUAUGAUGAAGAAUUCUAUCCCACAGUGCACCUGGGCCACACGGACCUGGAGAGCAUGCUCAAUCAGUACGGACUCAAGGACAAAUCGCCACCACGUCCCAUGUCCAACAGGACCAUUGCCCAGGCAGUGAGGUGGGUGCGCUCUCAGGUCAGAGGAGUUCCUGCCCACAUACUCAUCUGGACCCUCAUUGCCUGCAGCGCCACCCUCUGUCUCCUCCAGGGAUUGCUAAACAGGAACAAAGAGACCCCACUUACUCAUGAGGCUGAGACUGUGAACGAUCAUACAGGAAAUUCUGAUGAUCAUAAGGAGGAGGAAGACGAAGAAGAGCACAGUGAAGAAGAGAAGGACCAUGUUGGUGAUGACGAAGAGGGUGAGGAGGAGGAGGAGGAGGAUGAUAAAGGGAAAGAUGAGAUCGUCCAAAAGGAAAAGUUUUGAUAAAGUUUCAGAGAUGCAUGUAGUCCCCGUGGGAGUGCCAGGGGUAGAAUGAGUGGAACCGGAUCAUGUACAGACCCUGAAGACAGAACUGAGCCUGUGAGCACUGCCGCUGAGGACUGUAAUUUGUAAUUUGAUAUUUAUUCUUUACGUAAGAAUGACAAAAAUAACCAGCUUUCACUCCUGUUUGUGCACCAAGUGUGAAGUUCAUGACCUAAAACUUUAGAAAAAUAGUGAUUUAAGGUAAAGGGUGACUCACCUCCUCUGGUAUCUGGCACUUGUUGAACUUCAGAACUCUGUAGAGAUACUCUGAGGACAACACAGGAAGGCAAACAAUGUUAAAGAUAAACGGGCACGUCAAUGGGAGUACACAUCUUUUUACCUCCGAGGUACCAGGGAACUUGGUGGAAGGAUGUAGUAUGAGUCAAGGAAGAACCCAUUCAAUUUUGAUGUGGCUCCAGGUCAGGAGGUGGAACCAGGAUGUUUCUUUUCCUAGUUUAACAUUAUGAGAUGGGGUGUUUUCGCAUUGAAUAACUAAUGGAUCUUGAUGAAAAAUAAUUCAGGCAUUUUUGGGGGGACUGCAAUGGUGUGUGUAUGAGUGAAAGAGUGAUUUAAUCAAUACAAUUUUAUUUGUAUAGCCCAUAUUCACAAAUCACAAUUUGUGUAAUCUGCCUUAAUAAGGUUCAACAUCCUCUGUCCUUAAACUUUAAAGAAAUAAUACAUAAGAAAAUGUCUGAUAGAGAUGAAGGGAGCAGCAAUGAGAGAGUGAGGGAGUGAGAGAGAGAAUGCAAUGAUUUCUCGUACCAUCAUGGCCCCAGGACAUGAGGACUUUGUCCAGCCCGCAGUUUGGUUCAUAGAUCCCAUAUUCAGUGCUGAAGAGAGGAAAAAUAAAUCAACUCCUUAAUCAUUAAAUAACUUGUCAAUGCAUGGUAUUGGUGGUAGAGCUGAAACACAUUAUAACUGAUGGAUUAUUGUGUUUCAAUCUUUGCUUUUUCCUUUUCCUAGGGUAACUAACUAAAUGAUCAGAGAGAAUGUGAGAAUCUUUAGCUCAACAUUACUGUAUUUAUUUAAGAAUAGGACUAUAGGGCUUACUGCAAAGUGCAUAUUUAAAUGAACAAAGUUAACCAUCAAACUGCGAUUAAUAAUCUUGAUAAGGGAACAUGAGAGUACGAACCUGUAGCUGGGAUCUUUGUCGUCUGGGUUUUCGAGGAAGGUGUUGUCUCUGAACACAAUGGAGUUUUGGUACUUGCAUCCCACAGGGAAGGUGUCGCCCACUACAGCCCACUGCAGAGAACACAGACACACACACACAGUACAAUGGGUUAUAUGUGUCCAUAUAUUUUAUUUAGAUUUUAAAAUCUCAAAGGGUUCUUGUUUUUUGCCAUACCAAUAGAUAGAAGUAAAAAAAUAUAUACUGAAACUUUGUUUUGUAUAACUAUAAAUAAAAAUAAAUAAAUAAAUAGAA
This is a messenger RNA of Hippoglossus stenolepis (Pacific halibut), 3747 nucleotides long. It is a transcript of the gene lmf2a, whose product is annotated as lipase maturation factor 2a. The coding region runs from base 135 to 2285 and encodes 716 amino acids. The transcript has 15 exons. NCBI's taxonomy places the organism in Eukaryota, Metazoa, Chordata, Actinopteri, Pleuronectiformes, Pleuronectidae. Gene Ontology annotation, biological process: protein maturation. The record is from RefSeq and is a predicted model, not a curated record. Gene Ontology annotation, cellular component: endoplasmic reticulum membrane.